Messenger RNA from Botrytis porri, 798 nucleotides. RefSeq lists its product as uncharacterized. The record is from RefSeq and is a predicted model, not a curated record. The transcript is spliced from 5 exons. Lineage: Eukaryota; Fungi; Ascomycota; Leotiomycetes; Helotiales; Sclerotiniaceae. Gene Ontology annotation, molecular function: hydrolase activity, hydrolyzing O-glycosyl compounds. Gene Ontology annotation, biological process: peptidoglycan turnover; carbohydrate metabolic process. Bases 1 to 798 code for a protein of 265 amino acids.
AUGCUUGCCAACUUCACUGCUCUCAAUCUUUUGAAUAUCAUGGGAUCGAUGGACGGGCGGAUCGACCACGUUUUCAUGAUUGCCGCUAAUGGUCAUUUUGUCAACGAAGACAUCGAAACUCUCACUGAAGCUUACAAAAUUGGAACCGUCAUACUUCUUCAUGGAAACGUCUCUACCACAGUGAGACUUAUUCAACCAAAGGCUCUGUUGCAGGACUUGAUUGAAAGUUGUGGACACUCUGAGAAAUUCUUUAUCGCAAUUGAUAAAGAGGGUUGGCUAGUGGCUCGCAUCAAUCCAUAUCUUACAACACAACUUCCCGGUUCGACGGCUUUUGGUGCGACCGGUGAUCACUCAAAUGCAUCUAAAGUUGAUUACGAGCCCGUUGCGGAUACACAUUCGAAACUAAACAGUUUAAUCAUUGAAGCCAUGAAAGCUGGCGUAGAUGCCGUCACUCAUAAACCUCUACCCCGGUUAGAUAACACCUCUGAUGUGGUCAUUGGUGACUUACCCGCCAAUUUGAAUCCGGAUGUAAUAAGAAAUCUACGCGGAGAGAUGAAGUAUAAGAUUGACAUUAGGGGUUUGAAGGUCAGUGCUACAGAUUUAAUCACGAAUGUCAUCAGUCAAGGCUCGUACAUCUAUGCAGGAGCUGAUUACGUCAUGGUUUGCCACACCUUGAAAGCUCAAGUAGGCGCCAUUGAGACAUCAAGUGCGGCUGGUCGCAACACAGGUCCUCAAAGUCUCAACAAAACAUCAUCAAUUCAUGCCAGAAGCUUAACUGUCGUUGAAGCCGAGUCAUGA